AUUUCAACUAUCUGACAUUGGGCAGGGGCCGAUCAAUACAAAAGUUCCCUGAAAUUUCGCUAUUUGACUGGGAUUAAAACGAUUUAUCGUGAAAAAUUAUAUUACACAACAUUGUUUCGUGUUCCAGCUUUGAAUCAAGAUGUCAGACCCGUGGGUGGUGCAGCCGCACGAGCAUGUGAAGUUCGCGGAGCACUUCCACAACCUCGGCCCGGCCGGAGGGAUGCUCACCGGAGAGCAGGCCAAGCGGUUCAUGCUACAGUCGCGCCUGCCGCCGCCGGUGCUGGGUCAGAUCUGGUUCCUGGCGGACACCAACGCGGACGGGAAGCUGGACCUGCGCGAGUUCUCCAUCGCUUGCAAGAUAAUUAACCUGAAACUUCAUGGCAUCGAAAUACCCAAAGUGCUGCCGCCGUCGCUGCUCUCCUCCCUCGCUGCCGCUUCAAAGCCGUCGACGCCCUCAUUCCCGGCCGCCCAGCCGGCCAAGCCACCCAUCCCGCCCAUGCCCGCCCAGCCGCCCACCAUGCCGGCCCAGCCUCUAGUCUCCAACAUAGCCCCCGUCUCGCCGCCUAAACCCACUGCCCAAUCUCUACUGGGCGACUUUAACAACCCCCCAAUGAUGCCUACCAAUCAAACUUUAAUAUCUGGCAUGCAGCCAAUGGCUCCUCAGCAACCGUUGGUACCGACCAAUCAGGUGCCAGAUCUCAUUUCUGGGGUUAAACCUGUGCAGCCGUUGAUUGGCGGGCCGCCGGCGUCGCAGCCUCUGAUUGGCGCAGCCCAACCUUUGAUGGGUGGUGCCCAGCCUCUGAUUGGCAAUACCCAGCCGUUGAUUCCAGCAGCUCAACCGUUAAUACCAUCUCAGCCGAUAUCUCCUCAAUCCAAGCCUUUAAUCCCACCAGCUCCGAAUGCUGUGCCUGUAUUGCCCCUUCUCCCAUCGCCACCUAAGCCGCUAGUGCCAGCCGCCCCAAUGGUCCCGGUUGCCCCUAUGGUCCAACCGACCCAGAUGGUCCAACCAACUAUGGCCCAAUCAACCCCGCUAGUCCAACCGUCAAUGGUUCAACCAGCCCCCAUGGUCCAACCAGCCCCGCUAGUCCAGCCUGCUAUGGUCCAGCCUGUCCCUAUGGUUCAACCAGCCCUGGCUAUGUCUGGGUCUGGGCUGGCCUCGCCCCCGGGGGAGCCGCUGGUCGGAUUGGGACAGCCAGUCACGUCAACGCCGAUUGUGCCGCUGAAGAGUGAAUCUGCGGUGACGAGCCCGGCCGCGGAGUCCCCGCUGGGCGUGCUGACGCCGCCGCUCGACUGGGCCAUCCCGCAGCCACAGAAACUCAAAUACACGCAACUCUUCAACGCCACAGACCGCAACAAGUCUGGCGCGGUGUGGGGCGCGCAGGCGCGGGCGCUCAUGCUGCAGUCGCGGCUGCCGCAGGCGCAGCUCGCGCAGAUCUGGGCUCUGGCUGACCUGGAUGCUGACGGGAAGCUUGGUUGCGAGGAGUUCGUGCUGGCCAUGUACCUGUGCGAGAAGGCGACGCAGGGCGAGCCCGUGCCCGCCAAGCUGCCGGCGGAGCUGGUGCCGCCUACCUUCAGACGUGACUCGACCUCCAGCCAGCACAGCGCGGGCUCGUACGAGGAGCGGCGGCGCGAGAACAUGGCGCGCGGCCAGGCCGAGCUGGAGCGCCGCCGCAGCGCGCUGUCUGACGCGCUACUUAAGGAAAAGGAAGCUGAGGCGGAGCGAGAGAGGAAAGAGCGAGAAGAGCUGGAAAAGAAAGAGAAGCAACGACUGGAAGCUCAGAAGAAGGAGCAAGAAGAAGCUAUGAGGAAACAGAAAGAGGAACAGGAAAAACGCGAAGCUGCAAGGAAAGAGAUGGAGAGACAAUGUCAACUGGAGUGGGAGAAGAAGAGAACCCGCGAGCUUGAAGCCCUCCGCGACAAAGAGCGAGCCGCAGUGACGUCGCUGCGGGCGCGCGCCUCGGCCGUGUCGGGGGCGCUGGACGCGGCGCGCGCCGCCGGGCUCGCCGACCGCAUCCGAGACACCCGCGCCGCGCUCACCAAGCUCAAGUGUGCUAUUGACGGGAUGAGGAGUGACCGCGACGCGUCCAUGUCGGAGCUGCAGCAGCUGAAGGCGCGAGUGAAGGAGCUCAACGCCAAGCAGAUAGCCCUGAACAAGGAGAAGGCUGACUUGGACGCUAAGGCUAAAGCUUCGGAGGGUGCCGGUGAAGAUGGCAAGCUGAGCAUGAUGGAGGUCACCCUGAAGACACUGAAAGAGAAGGUGGAGGCGGCCAAGUCCACAGUGGCCACCAAGAAGGCUGACCUGGAGGCUUCUGAGGCCACGCUCGCCACGCUCAACACCACCGUCAGCACGCUCUCUGACAAAUGCGCGGAGAUCUGGCAGCAGUACGAGGCGAGCCGCCAGCAGUACCUGGCCUCGGAGCGCGAGCCCGCCUGGGCGCCCGCCGAGGCGGACUGGGGCACCUCCAACGCGUGGGGAGAUGACAGCGCCGGCGUGGAGGACGCGCCGGUAUCUGCCGCCACGGAACCCGCCCCCACCACCACCGCCUUCACCCCCGCCCCCGCCCCUGCCCCCGCCGCCCCCGCCGCGGGGGGCGCGGGGCCGCGCUGGCGCUGCGUGUUCGAGUUCUCUGCAAGAACUGUGGACGAGCUGAGUCUGCAGCCGGGGGAUUUGGUAUCGGAGGGCGUGGCCCCGGCCGGCGACGCAGAGCCGGGCUGGAAGUGGGGCAUCGCUCGAGGCGAGUCGGGCUGGUUCCCCGAAUCCUACGUGGAAGACCUUCAGGCAGCUUCCGCCUACGCCGCCGAGGUCAUUGAGCCCAUGGAGACCAAGACUCAGUUGGAAGGUAUAGCAGAGGUGCCUGAAGCUGAAAUAGCGAACGACCUAGGCGGAGCCAUGCCUGUAGUUGAAGGCGGAGACUUCUACAUAGCGUCCUACCCGUAUCAGUCUCAGGAGCCUGGCGACCUGAUGUUCGAGGCGGGCGAGAGGAUCGAGGUGACGCGCCGCGACGGAGACUGGUGGACCGGCAGGAUCGGGGUCAGAACCGGCAUAUUCCCGUCGAACUACGUGUCCAAAGACCCGGAGACCGCCCCGGGCAUGUCGGCGGCCGUGGCGGCGCCGCUCACCGCCUGCAGCAUCCCUGAGGAGCCGGAGCCCGAGCCCGUGGCACCCGGCGACACGGGUAGUGGCGAACAGGACCAGCAGAAGUCCACCACCCCGAUAUCCUCGGAGGUGGCCUCCAUCACGGAGGCUCGGCCCGCGUCGGCCGCCAGACGGGACUCCGGGCGGGACUCCGUCACGGCGCGGAGGAAGCCCGAGGUGGCGCAGGCCACGGCUAGUUAUACCGCCACCAGCACCGAACAGCUCUCCCUGACCAAGGGCCAACUCCUCAUUGUCCGCAAGAAGGCCGACAGCGGCUGGUGGGAGGGCGAGCUGCAGGCCAAGGGACGCCACCGCCAGGUGGGCUGGUUCCCCGCCAGUUAUGUCAAGGUUUUGCAGUCAUCAGGGCGCACCUCGGGUCGCACGACUCCCGUCAUGAGCAAGUCCGACGUGCUGCCCGCAGACACCGUCAUCGACAAGGUGAUAGCCCUGUACCCGUACGCGGCUCAAAACGCUGACGAACUGAGCUUCGACAAGGACGACAUCAUAGCCGUGACCGAUCGCAGCCAGGACCCCGCCUGGUGGCAAGGUGAGCUACGCGGUAUGACUGGUCUCUUCCCGAGUAACUACGUCACUAAGCUGGUCAACUAGAGUGUUGCCACACGGAAAAAUUAUAGCAAGGCGAAAAUGUUGCCAGACGGUAGAAAGUUUACAUUAAAUCGUGUGCUUUAAAUUUAGGAAUUAUUUAACACAAUGUUUGUAGUGCCACAUUUUAAAACCUUGACGAGAAAUAUUAGAGUACAAUGUGGCAUUAUAGGGGCGAAAUUAAUAUCUAAAGUCAAUCUAUAACUUGCCUUGUAAAAUUGAAUUCUGACAUUAUUUAUCAGAAUUCAAACUACGGUUACGAAGUGGAUUGUAUUAGGUUAUUAAUCUCCAACCAAGCACACUUUUAUCUCAUUCCAGUGUUUGCCUAACUGUAGUACAAAGUAUAGUGUUGCCACUUUCUAAAUGUUAUUUAUGUCUUGUUCUGAUAACUAUAUAAUCAUGUAACCAAAAUGUUGUAGAUGUUAGAAAUAUAAUGUUAUAGCUUUAAA
This is a messenger RNA of Plutella xylostella (diamondback moth), 4188 nucleotides long. The record is from RefSeq and is a predicted model, not a curated record. Lineage: Eukaryota; Metazoa; Arthropoda; Insecta; Lepidoptera; Plutellidae.